AUGCAGUGCUGCGCCCUUGGUUGCGACUGGGCGGCGACCCCGGCGACCAAGGUCGCGUCGCGAUGCACACAGCGACGCGCACGCACACACGUGCACGCGCACACAGACGCCCUCGACGGGAACAGGGUGGUGCGCGUCUGUACAAUCGCCGAUGCCGAUUUAGUCCGCACUUGGGAUAUUUUCGCGCCACCGCUGAAGGGUUUUAACGGCAGCGAC
Iphiclides podalirius (scarce swallowtail) is the source of this 216-nucleotide messenger RNA. Lineage: Eukaryota; Metazoa; Arthropoda; Insecta; Lepidoptera; Papilionidae. The record is from the annotation of a GenBank genome assembly.